Molecule: messenger RNA, 642 nt
Organism: Pelobates cultripes (western spadefoot toad)
Lineage: Eukaryota; Metazoa; Chordata; Amphibia; Anura; Pelobatidae
Source: the annotation of a GenBank genome assembly
AUGAUUGGCGCUCAUUGCAGUCCUGACCCACCAUGGACAGACACUGCUUACACAACGAUUGGUGCGAAUUGCAAUCCUGACCCAGCAGGGACAGACACCACUUACACAACGAUUGGUACUCAUUGCAAUCCUGACCCACCAAGGACAGACACCACUUACAGAAUGAUUUGCGCUCAUUGCAAUUAUGACCCACCAGAGACAAGCACUGCUUACAGAAUGAUUUGCGCUCAUUGCAAUCUUGACCCACGAGAGACAGGCACCGCUUACAGAAUGAUUGGCGCUCAUUGCAAUCCUGACCCACCAGGGACAGACAUCGCUUACAGAAUGAUUGGUACUCAUUGCAAUCCUGACCCACCAGGGACAGACACCACUUACAGAACGAUUUGCGCUCAUUGCAAUUCUGACCCACCGGAGACAAGCACUGCUUACAGAAUGAUUUGCGCUCAUUGCAAUCCUGACCCACGAGAGACAGGCACCGCUUACAGAAUGAUUGGCGCUCAUUGCAAUCCUGACCCACCAGGGACAGACAUCGCUUACAGAAUGAUUGGUGUUCAUUGCAAUCCUGAACCUAUAGGCACCGCUUUUACAACGAUUGGUGCUCAUUUCCUAACCCAUUACUUUUGGGAGACUGUGCUACCAUGA